AUAUUUUUUUAGUAUUUUUAAGAUAUCUUACAAUGCAAACUAGUAUUCAUAUUAGUAUUACACAAAAACAAGAAUAUUCUUAUAGUUUCGGCAUAGCUAAAAGCAGUCUAAAAUUUGCUCUUGAAAAUAAAUUAGUAGAUGAAUUUGUAAGAUUGGUAAAAAGAUUUAUUGAAGAUUAUACUG
Racocetra fulgida is the source of this 183-nucleotide messenger RNA. Lineage: Eukaryota; Fungi; Glomeromycota; Glomeromycetes; Diversisporales; Gigasporaceae. The record is from the annotation of a GenBank genome assembly.